Adineta ricciae is the source of this 1203-nucleotide messenger RNA. Lineage: Eukaryota; Metazoa; Rotifera; Eurotatoria; Adinetida; Adinetidae. The record is from the annotation of a GenBank genome assembly.
AUGGAUAACGUUUAUUACAUCAAAGCGUAUUUUACUAAACAAGGUCAAGAACAACCUGAAAUUCGCCGAUUCAAAAUCGACAUUUCAUCGCAAAACGAUGCUUAUCAGGAAUUACACGCAAAAAUUGCAUCAUUCCAAUCGAAUAAUGAUUUUACUCUUCAAUAUCUCGACGAAGAAAACGAACGUAUUACGUUCAAUUCGAACGACGAAUUACGUUCAGCAAUUGCUUUGACUGAAAAUGCAAAUACUCUUAAAGUAUAUGUUACGAGCAGUCAACCACUUCUUCGAGAACAAAAGGUGCAGGAAGCAGCCAAUAAAGAAGUUCAUGUUGGUGUUGAAUGCGAUAGUUGUAAAGGCCCCGUUAUUGGCUUUCGUUACAAAUGUUUCGUUUGUCCAAAUUAUGACCUAUGUGAGAAAUGUUCUGCAGCUGGCGUUCAUUCGGAACAUAACAUGAUCAAAAUAACUAAACCCGGAAAUCUCCAUCAUCCAAAUGGAUCUCAUCCGCACCCACACUCACGUCAUCAUCACAUACCACCACCACCUCACCAUCACAUACCACCACCGCCUCAUCAUCACAUACCACCACCGCCUCAUCAUCAUGUGCCACCACCGCCGUCAUUCUUUCCCCACCAGCAAUUUUUGGGCCAAGUUCAAUCUCAAAUUCCACAAUGGCUUCCUAACCUCCCAAACACUGCUCAUUUUCGAACGCAUCUGCAACAGCAUUUAGACACGAUUAAGACCAAUACGCAAAACCAUGUGCAAAAUUCAAGACAAUACCUCGAAAGUGUUGGGCAAUAUUUACAACAAACAUUGUCUCCAUUUGGUAUUGAUUGUGAUUAUCAUGUCGAUGAUGCAAAUCCAACACCAAAUCAGCAACAAACAACAGCAGCAGCAACUCAACAGGAAGAACAAACUACAACAGCCCAUGAUGAACCUUCACGAGAGCCUGAUGCUGUGCCUAAGUACCCUGAUUUAUCAUCAGAAGGCAAAACUAAUAAUGAAGAACUACCACCAACAAAACUCGAACAAGAAUCAACACCAAUCAGUAAUCCAAUUGAAAAAGCAAUUGAUGACUGUUUGGAAAAAAUGCAAGCCAUGGGUUUCGUUGAUACGAAUGGCGCAUUACGUGAAUUAAUUCGUUCGAAAAAUGGUGAAAUGAACGCGGUACUCGACGCCAUCAAUCCUCGUCAUUAUCAAGCAUAA